Molecule: messenger RNA, 1506 nt
Organism: Hibiscus syriacus
Lineage: Eukaryota; Viridiplantae; Streptophyta; Magnoliopsida; Malvales; Malvaceae
Product: probable polyamine transporter At3g13620
Exons: 1
Coding region: 36-1406 (456 amino acids)
Biological process (GO): transmembrane transport
Cellular component (GO): membrane
Molecular function (GO): transmembrane transporter activity
Source: RefSeq, a predicted model, not a curated record
ACAACUCAUCCAAGCCACCCUUGUUUUCUGAUCCAAUGUCCAUGGACGUUGAACAAAACCUUGACCACCAAUCUCCCCCCAAAACACCCAAAAAACUUACUCUUAUCCCUCUAAUCUUCCUCAUCUAUUUCGAAGUUGCCGGCGGUCCCUAUGGAGAAGAACCCGCCGUCCAGGCUGCCGGACCCCUUAUCGCUCUUCUCGGAUUCCUCCUCUUCCCUUUUAUCUGGAGCGUCCCCGAAGCUCUCAUCACGGCAGAGCUCUCUACUGCUUUUCCCGGUAACGGAGGCUUCGUUAUUUGGGCCGAACGUGCCUUCGGUCCAUUCGUCGGGUCCCUUAUGGGAUCCUGGAAGUUCUUGAGUGGUGUCAUUAACAUCGCCGCUUUCCCGGUUCUCUGCGUCGACUACCUGGAGAAGAUCAUUCAUCCUUUGGAGUCAGGCUGGCCUCGCCAGAUCUCUAUUUUGAUGUCGACGGUGAUUUUAUCUUUUGUGAAUUAUACCGGAUUAGCCAUCGUCGGUUGGGGUGCUGUUUUGCUAGGCCUUGUUUCCCUUUCGCCUUUCGUUAUCAUGUCGCUCGUAGCAAUCCCCAAGAUCCAACCCCAUAGAUGGAUCAGUCUAGGUCAGAGAAGUGUUAAAAGAGAUUGGAAUCUCUUCUUCAACACCCUUUUCUGGAAUUUAAACUUCUGGGACAACGUCAGUACUCUCGCCGGCGAAGUAGAUAACCCCCAGAAAACGUUCCCUCGAGCUCUUCUAGUGGCAGUGGUUUUCACUUGCUUAGCCUACCUCGUACCACUCUUCGCUGUUAUCGGUGCCGUUUCCGUCGAUCAAAACGAAUGGGGGUCCGGGUUUCAUGCAGACGCGGCGGAGAUGAUCGCAGGCAAGUGGCUAAAAGUCUGGAUCGAAGUGGGAGCUGUUUUAUCGGCAAUCGGUUUAUUCGAAGCUCAACUAAGUGCUUGUGCUUAUCAACUGGAGGGAAUGGCGGAUUUAUCAAUUCUGCCCAAGUUUUUCAGCAGCAGAUCCAAAUGGUUCAACACACCUUGGGUGGGGAUACUGAUCUCCACUUUGAUCACAAUCGGAAUGUCGUACAUGAAUUUCACCGAUAUCAUAUCGUCGGCGAAUUUCCUGUACAGUUUGGGAAUGCUGCUGGAAUUUGCAUCUUUUGUUUGGUUGAGGAGAAAGUUGCCUGCAAUAAAGAGACCUUACAGGGUUCCUCUAAGGAUUCCAGGGCUGGUUUUAAUGUGCUUAAUACCAUCAGCAUUCCUUGUGGUUAUCAUGGUUAUUGCCACUAAAAUAGUGUUUUUGAUUAGUGGAGUCAUGACUGUGGGCGCCAUUGGAUGGUACUUUCUAAUGAACUUUUGCAGGGAAAAGAAGCUGCUAGAGUACAGCGUUGUGGAAGAUGGGGAAAGAUGAUGAUGGAGUUUGAAGUUGGAUGUUGUGUCUUGUAACUUCUCUUAUUCAUAUCCUUUUGUAACCCAUCAAAACACCAUCAAUGGUAUUUAAUCUUCUGCUA